AUGGAGCAAUCUAGAUUGUUGGAUUGUCAUGGUUUGAUGGACGAGAUUAAUUGGAUCUGCCCCUUUGGGUCUUUCUAUAUUGGUAUAAAUAUAAAUUAUAAGGUGUGGUGUAACUUUGUAGGGAAUGCGUGGAAAGCCCUAUUUGAUUUAGCUGGGGGUUUGAUACGGGAGUACGAUCAAGAAGCUAUGGUAUCCGUAAGCAAAUUUGUCGAUCAGUUACCAUCAGUAAUGAAUCAGGUUACAGAAGGUGUAUCUGAAUUCAAGCCAACACCACCUGAGAACCGUGAAUUCUGCAAGAGUUCUUACAGUGUAGCUAAUACAUUAUUGGUGAAAUUCAGCGUUGAUGCUAUUGAUGAUACAGACAUAAUUGAGGACAUCUUGAGACCCCGGGUAGACUCAAUUGGUGGACAAAUAAAGAAGGUCGUACUGUCAGGAACACAUCUAACUCCGUGUAUACAGGAUGUUAAAUGGCAGGUUGGUUCAGAAUACACUCCAGCGGAUGCUCUGGCGCAGGGCUUAAAAUCAUUGGCUCUCAAUGAGACUAGGGUCCUCUCAAGAACUAUCGCUGACUACUUCAGAUCCCUUUAGAAGCUUAGAGUAUAAUUUAUUCUAUGUCCAUUGAAGUUCAGAAUGCUGCUUAUGAAGUUGGCUGGGGCGUGGGGGAUUGCCAUUAUAAGGACACACCGGAGUAAAUAUUAUAGCACCUACGACUCUGAAGAGCGAUGUAUUUGGACCGAGUUGAGUACGUUGGCACCGGCAGGCCGUACCACCUCUAUAUGGUCUGAUCAAGAUUUGGAGGUUGGGACCAAGUUGUUGGACUCUAGUCAGGCUAUACACUGCAUUUAACCCGAAAUCCAAGAGAACAACGAUCCAUUCUCAGGUAUGGCACCAGCGACGCUGAGUUGGUCGUAUACACCUUCCAGCAGGCAGGCAGGCAGGCAAGCAAGUCUGUCCAUGCACGGCCUUCUUCUGGUUGGCGUUUUACGUGUAAUACGACAAUAUAUACAUCAUCAUGUGUAGAUUGCCAUGUUUUAUAGUCUGUAUAAUAGUAACAUUUGGGACA
Molecule: messenger RNA, 1063 nt
Organism: Triticum aestivum (bread wheat)
Lineage: Eukaryota; Viridiplantae; Streptophyta; Magnoliopsida; Poales; Poaceae
Exons: 6
Coding region: 1-588 (195 amino acids)
Source: RefSeq, a predicted model, not a curated record